CAUGCGCUAUCACACCAUAGCAAUUCGUCUCCAACCGUAAACAGCUGAGAGAAAGGGUAGAGAAGACAAAAUGGCGGAGUGAAUGGGUUGCGCUGUGGCAAGCGGUUGCGACCCUCGAAGAUAGUCCAUUGGAUAUUUAGGACCGAAAUGUUUGGAUAGAAAAGCGAUAUCGCCAGGAACGUAAUUAUAUUGGCGUUUCAGCCAUACGUUUUUUUUAGGUCGUUUCUCCCCGCGACGAUCCUCGCGAUAGCAUUUAGCUGUAACUGGCUGGUCGUACAAGGCCGCAACAUCUUUCAGAUUUACAUCGAAUUGUAUGUCGUUACUGCCACGUCAUACAGUAUUUCUUAAAGGAAUUCGUGUUUCAACGAACAUCUUUUGGGAAUGGUAGCGUAAAAAAAGUCAACGCACUGAUAUUUUUUUUCCAUCCGGCGCAUUACGUUAGCCGUAGUUUUUUUUUUUUUUUAAGUAGCUAACAGUGGUCGAUAGCCACCAACGCCAGCUGACUCGGGGCCACCUUUAUGUUUCGCCGCUGCCCAUAAAACACAAUUCCCUGAAGUGAAUCUUGCGGCGAUUGUCAUCUGGUGGAUAUUAUGGCGAGCAGCAGCGGCUCUAAAGCCGAAUUUAUCGUCGGUGGGAAAUACAAGCUUGUCCGAAAAAUUGGAUCGGGGUCUUUCGGUGACAUAUAUUUGGCCAUCAACGUCACAAAUGGAGAGGAGGUAGCAGUCAAACUGGAGUCCCAGAAAGCCAGGCAUCCACAGUUGUUAUACGAAAGUAAGCUGUAUAAAAUACUACAAGGUGGUGUCGGCAUUCCACAUAUACGGUGGUAUGGCCAAGAGAAGGAUUACAACGUCCUAGUGAUGGACCUGCUUGGCCCCAGCCUCGAGGACCUAUUUAACUUCUGCUCUCGCCGCUUCACCAUGAAAACAGUCCUUAUGUUGGCAGACCAGAUGAUCAGCAGAAUUGAGUAUGUACACACAAAGAACUUCAUCCACAGAGAUAUCAAACCAGACAACUUUCUCAUGGGCAUCGGCCGUCACUGUAACAAGUGUUUAGACUCAUCAGUGGGGAAGAGGAAAAGAAGCUUGGCGGUUAGCUCUUCUCAGGACCCAUCUUUCUCAGGAUUAAACCAGUUGUUCCUUAUUGACUUUGGAUUGGCGAAGAAGUACAGAGAUAACCGAACACGACAGCACAUCCCCUACAGAGAAGACAAGAACCUGACCGGCACAGCACGUUAUGCCUCCAUCAAUGCACACCUGGGCAUUGAACAGAGUCGGCGUGAUGACAUGGAGUCACUAGGCUAUGUGCUGAUGUACUUCAACAGAACCAGUCUACCAUGGCAAGGACUGAAGGCUGCCACAAAGAAGCAGAAAUAUGAGAAAAUCUCGGAGAAAAAGAUGUCCACUCCUGUGGAGAUUCUCUGUAAGAGUUAUCCAGCAGAAUUUUCCAUGUAUUUGAACUAUUGCCGUGGUCUGCGCUUUGAGGAGGCUCCUGAUUAUAUGUAUCUUCGCCAACUCUUCCGCAUCCUCUUCAGGACUUUGAACCACCAAUAUGACUAUACAUUUGACUGGACCAUGCUGAAACAGAAAGCAGCGCAGCAGGGGGCUUCCACCGGGGGCCAGGGCCAACAGGCACAAACCCCCACAGGCAAGCAAACUGACAAACCCAAGCCUAACAUGAAAGCCAUUUGCUAAAAUCCAAAAAGACCAAACUGACAAAAGGGUGAUGAACAAGCCUGACGUAGUGGUGGUGGAUAAACAACAGAAGACUGCAGUGGUGAUAGAGUUAGCAAUCUUAAGUGAUGGCAACAUCCAGUAAAAGGAAAACAAAGUUUAAUAUUCAGUAUUGGUUUUGGUAUUGUUUAAAAAAGUGUUUUUACAGGGUUUUUUUAUGUUAACUUUGACUAUUUUUACAUUCAUCAGAAAAGCAUUUUUUGUGAAAGGCUAAGACUGCUGAAGCCUGUUAAAACAAUAAAUGACUGCAGAGCCACUUUUUUGUUAUAUACAAAUAUUUUUAUCUGUCACAAUGAUGUAAUGAAUUUAAAUGAAAAUACCUCAAGUCCAGGGCUUUUCUCAUCAUUUUUUCUUUGGGUGAGAUUAAAAAACGAUUAGAUUAAUUACAGAGCAAAAUUAAUAAAAAAGUGUAGCGCUAGACAGCACUUAAUAUAUGUAAUACAUGCAUACAAACAUAUAUAGAUAUGUAUGUAUAUGACACAAUUCCCCUUUCAGACAACACAUUUUAUCUUUAAGGUAGAUAAAAUCUAUUGUUUUAGACAUUUUGAUUCAGAUUCUUGGAGUGGUGAUUUAAUUUAAAAUACAUUCUCAAUUUAACUCAUUUUUCCAUUCAAACUGAUUUUUUGAUUCACAAUCAAUACAUUUUUGAUGCCCAUUGAGACAUCAUCCUAUAUGGACACAGGCGCCGUCUUAUAUGGAUCUGGACCUUAUAGUCAAUGAAGUAUUUUAGGUUUUACUUUGACUGGCACAGCUUUUAUAGACUUGACAGUACUGGUACAUCGGAUCAGAAAAUGCACUAACAAGGCUGAGAACCAUAUUGAGUAGCUAUGAAAGCCUGUUGCGUCUAACCCCACACACUAAAAACGUAGUAGUCCGUGUUAUGUGGAACAUGAUUGCCAGAAGAGGACAGCACUUUCGCCACACCUAGUGUGUGUGUGACAAUCAUUGGUACCGGUACUUUAACUUUAAGCCCAAGUGUUACCUUCCUGUAAGCCAAAUUUUAAACUUUUUGCCCCCACAAAAAGGGUGUGGCGUCCCCAAUUUUUUGUGGUGGGCCAUUACAAAUUAGUAAAUGUAUGGGAACCACUGAAAUGAGUGUGGUUUAAUUGAUGUUAAUACAUGUUGCCCAUUUAAAAAGAUGAAAAAAGGAGAAAAAUGCACUGCAGGUAAACAUUUUGUUUUCCAAUACUUGUUACUGCAAAAACCCUUUGUGGAGUUACCUUCAUAUGAAUGAAAAGUCCACAUCAAUGCAGGUGGUUCUUGGGUUACGAACGUGUUGCCAUUCUUAAACAGUGAUAUAAGUUAAGUUCUAGUGUAAGUCGGAUCUUAUACCUAAAAUAUACAUAAAUUUACUCUUAAGUCACUCACAAUGUGCACAGAAAACAAGGACAUUUAAGAUAAACAAAAUAAAUACAAGAACGAAUUAAAACAAAAACACUGUG
Molecule: messenger RNA, 3172 nt
Organism: Nerophis lumbriciformis (worm pipefish)
Lineage: Eukaryota; Metazoa; Chordata; Actinopteri; Syngnathiformes; Syngnathidae
Gene: csnk1a1
Product: casein kinase 1, alpha 1
Biological process (GO): protein phosphorylation
Molecular function (GO): protein kinase activity; ATP binding
Source: RefSeq, a predicted model, not a curated record